This is a messenger RNA of Populus nigra (black poplar), 1202 nucleotides long. Its product is annotated as transcription factor bHLH92-like. The record is from RefSeq and is a predicted model, not a curated record. The transcript is spliced from 5 exons. Lineage: Eukaryota; Viridiplantae; Streptophyta; Magnoliopsida; Malpighiales; Salicaceae. Bases 53 to 967 code for a protein of 304 amino acids. Gene Ontology annotation, molecular function: protein dimerization activity.
ACGAAAAUUGCGAAACUUGACACUCUCAAGAAAAAAAAAAAAGAAAAGAAGAAUGGAGAAUAUGCAGAAGCACCAGCAUGGUGCUCCCGUGUCUACCAAGAUUUCCUUCCUCGAUUGCAUCGAUCUUUCCACCCCUGAUAUCCAGCAAUCUUUUUCCCUCACAAGCAGAUAUUUUGCCUGGUUUGAGGCGGACUACGUAGAAGUUUCAUCAACAACCACUUUUAAGGAGACAGUUAUCUAUAGCAGUUGGAAACUGAAGUUUGAACUUCCUGGCAAAGGGCAAGGGAGAGGACUGGAGAUGGAUCAUUUCUUUCAACAGCAAUUCCUGCAAGGUGAUGUCUUCUGCUAUGCGAAUGGUCCUGUAAAUCAAAGUGCUUUUGUGCCAUAUAUAUGCAGACCUUGGGGUGGAAGCGAAGCUGGGGUAGGGAGUUCUUCUAUGGGGGUAUAUCCUACUAACAUGAACAGAAGAAUGAUAGAAUUCAUGAGGAGAAGUUUCACGGUAAAGAUUGAAACUCAAGAACCUGAUAGCAAACGAUGUUAUCGUCAUAAGAUGAGUGAGAGAUUGAGGAGACAGAGGGAGAGAAAUGGUUACUUGGCUCUGCAUUCUUUGUUACCCCAUGACACCAAGAAAGAUAAGAACUCGAUUAUGCUAAUGGCAGCAAAGAAGAUUCAAGAGCUGGAGAUGUACAAGGAGAUGUUGAAGAGGAGAAAUGAUGAGAUUGAAGAGAGAUUGGCAGCAAGUGGAAUCAGAAACGUUGAGAGUACAAAGAUUAGAAUUGAAGUAGCCAAUCCAACAUCAGCGGUGGAUCCUAUGAUAGAUGUUCUCAAGUGCUUGAAGAGUUUGGGAACAAAAACCAGAAGCAUUCAAUCACAGUUUUCUGAUCAGGAACUUGUGGCAGUAAUGGAAAUUGAAACUAAGAUUGAAGCUGCUGAGAUAGAAAAUGCGGUGAAAAGGACACUAGCAUGAUAUUGACAAGAAUUCCCACGCCGUUUCCUGGAAGGUUAGAUAGAAGCCAAAGGAGAAAACCAAAACAAACGUGAUCGUAACACCAGUCAGCUUGACUGUACAGUUUCGACAGAUUGUAAAGUAAUUGAGGUUAACAACGUUGAAUGUCACUGACUGGUUAGCUUCUCGAUGGUUGAAUUGUCUUUGAACUUUGAUUGACUAAAAUAAAAGCUUGAAAGACUUUUAUUUGCGGCUA